Molecule: messenger RNA, 1428 nt
Organism: Cutaneotrichosporon cavernicola
Lineage: Eukaryota; Fungi; Basidiomycota; Tremellomycetes; Trichosporonales; Trichosporonaceae
Exons: 1
Coding region: 1-1428 (475 amino acids)
Source: RefSeq, a predicted model, not a curated record
AUGUCCAAGCCGACCCACACACCUUCCUCGAACGCCGAGGUUGGUUCCAAUAACGCUGCUACCUCCCUCAAACCCUUCCCUGCGGAGGCAACGCAGCGCAUCCUCGAGUGUCCUCACAUCCUCGAGGCCAUCUUGAAGUACUCUUCCCGCAGCACCCAGCGAGCCUGCCUACUUUCCUCCCGUUCUCUUUUUGAGUCCUCUGGGCGUGUUCUCUACCGCAACGUUUACAUUGGCGGCCGUGCCGGUGACAGCCUUGAGCUUUUCUUCCGCGGAGCUCUCAUUGGUACCGGCUUCGGACACGAGGACAUGGAGCUUGCCAAGUGUCCGCUCAACAAUGGUCACCCCGAAUGCAAGAUUCACAGUCCUAACGACAACCACUUCAACUUCAACGACGACGAGAGCGACAACUCCUCGCACUCCAGCGAGGACGAGACUAUCGCCCAGCCGAUUACUUUCCCCGUUUCCGCCACGUCCACCACCUCUACCAAGGCCAAGACCUCAAAGCUCAACGAUGGGCACCCCAACAAGGAGGAACGCGACAGGGAGGGUGCCUCGGUUGACUCCGACAAAGCCGAGGGUGUGCCGUGCACCACCAACUUCAAGCUCGCUCUCCUCAAGCAUGUUCGCGUCCUCACCAUUUCCACACACCAUGCCUGCAACUGCCACAUUUAUGGGCCUCACAUCAAACAUCUUCUUCCCCACCUCGAGGUGGUGCGAGUCGCCUCGGAUUUCUUUAAGAAUUUCGAGCUCCUCCGUUUGUGCGAUGCGGAAGUCUGCAUGCUACUCACGAAUGUCAAGUGUCACAAGCUCGUUCUUCGCAAUCUUGAUGGGAAUGGUCUUCCCUUGGAGCCCUUCUUCUGCCUAGGCAAUGGCGAUUCCUUUCCUAUUUGCCAGGAGCUCGUCGUUUUCCUCACAAUGGACGGUCGUCGUCUCGUGUCCGAUUUCGAGAACAUGACCUACUGGCAUGACCGCAGUCUGCUUGAGCUCGGGCACUGUUUCCCGAACGCGCCCGACGUCAAAAUUGUCUUUUACCCUACAUGGGAGGGUUGGGACGAGUCAGACGAUGUCUUGGCCUUUAUCCACGGCCACGUACCCGUCACCCCUGACGACAUUGUCUAUGGCAUUAAAGACUUUCUUCAAUACGCCCAUCCCCAAUACACCAUCUAUGGAAUGGGCAAGCUCCGCUGGUACCCAGACGGUGACCUCAUCGGGGUCUUUAUGCGUUUCUUUCCUGACACGAAGCUCACGCGGCGCGCGAUUCUCGACCUCGUCCGCCACGAGCUUCGUACGGGCUCACUCUUCCUCGCUAUUGGGGACGACAACAUCGAGUACGACCCCGGCUAUCCUGAGCGGAUUACCUACAAGACUUUCAACGAGUAUCUCAAGGAUGAAGGGGGGCGUCUUUACGAGCUGACUGCUGAUUGCUGA